CUGUCAGGCGGUUUGUGAACAUCUGCCCGUACUCUAGAUCUACAAACUCUAACUGGUUAACUCGCUGCCUUUGUUUGGGCAGGAGGCCCGGACUCUUUAACAAAAAUACACUUCCUGUCACUUUGCCGAGAAUGAAGUGAAAAAGCAGUCUUUUUAAGUUCUGUUCUAGUAGUUAUUAGGUUUAGUAUAGUGGCGAGGUUCUGCACGGCGUUGGAUCCGUCAAAAUGGCUUCUACAGUGUUCUAUCUCGCCGUCCUUUCACUGGUCGUGAUCUGCACACUUGCUGGGGACAAAGUUAUUCGUGUCACACCGAAAAGCUCAAAUGAAGUCGACUUUCUAUCUUCGUUGGAAAGCAGACAGGAUCUUGAGCUUGAUUUCUGGAAGGCGCCACAGAAGCCCGACCUCCCCGUUGAUAUUCACGUGACAGAUGAAGCAUACAAGGUGCUGGCUGUUAUGCUGAAAGAACAAAAUAUUCAGUUUCAAAUAGUAAUCGUUGAUGUUGAGAAGAUGAUGCACGAUGAAAGGCGUGAAGUACAGACACGUGGUAUAGAGUUCGGCUUUCAGUACAGCAGAUAUCAUCCUUUAGAUGAGAUUGUACAAGAGUUGAGAGACCUAGCACACACACAUUCAGGAAUGGCUCAUCUGUUUAGUGUGGGUAAAUCUUAUGAAGGACGUCACCAGCAUGCUAUUAAGCUAAAAGGCCAAUCUUCACCAAACAAACCUGUUUUCUUCAUGAACUGUGGAAUUCAUGCGAGGGAAUGGGUAUCACCUGCAACUUGUAUGUACAUGAUCAAACAGAUCGUCUCAAAAUACGGACGAGACUCCAACGUGACAGAGAUGCUGAACAAGAUGGAUUUCGUUAUCAUGCCUGUGCUGAACGUCGAUGGCUAUGCGUACACUUGGCAAUCAGAUGACUACAGUCAUAGGUUCUGGAGAAAGACGCGUAAACCAAACCUCGGAACCAGUUGUGUUGGAACAGACCCAAACAGAAACUGGGACUACAAAUGGGGACUUCCAGGUGCCAGUUCUGAUCCCUGUAACGAUGCGUAUCGCGGAACUCAGCCAUUUACUGAAAUAGAAGUGAAGAAUGUGGCGGAUUACUUGAGGGAAAACCGAAAGCGAAUAGCCGGCUACAUGGACAUACACGCCUACAGUCAACUCUGGAUGAUACCCUGGGGAUACACCGAAGAUCCAACGGACGACCAUGACGAACUGAUGAGAGUCAGCAAGGAAGGAGUUAAAGCCAUAAGAAGGGCUGGUUACGGGACUCUUUACAAAUAUGGACCAUCCUCUGUCAUCAUCUACAAGAAUUCCGGUGGCAGCAAGGACUACACGUAUGGCGAAUUAGGAAUCAAGUACUCGUUUGCUUUGGAGUUAAGGGAUAAAGGACGGUACGGCUUUUUACUACCAGCCGAUCAGAUCGUACCUACAGCCAUGGAGACAUUUGAAGGAAUCAAGGCAAUGGCGAGGGAAAUGAAGCUGUAGUUACAUGUGCUUGUCUGGGGAAGGUCAUACUUGGAAUAUUCGCUCUCAGAGCGAUGAAAUAACUUAAUAAAAGAGGGACAAUGGGA
Orbicella faveolata is the source of this 1570-nucleotide messenger RNA. RefSeq names its product carboxypeptidase B-like. NCBI's taxonomy places the organism in Eukaryota, Metazoa, Cnidaria, Anthozoa, Scleractinia, Merulinidae. Gene Ontology annotation, molecular function: zinc ion binding; metallocarboxypeptidase activity. The record is from RefSeq and is a predicted model, not a curated record. Gene Ontology annotation, biological process: proteolysis.